Annulohypoxylon maeteangense is the source of this 1149-nucleotide messenger RNA. RefSeq names its product DUF846-domain-containing protein. Bases 104 to 688 code for a protein of 194 amino acids. Gene Ontology annotation, biological process: vesicle-mediated transport; protein secretion. NCBI's taxonomy places the organism in Eukaryota, Fungi, Ascomycota, Sordariomycetes, Xylariales, Hypoxylaceae. The transcript has 3 exons. Gene Ontology annotation, cellular component: Golgi membrane. The record is from RefSeq and is a predicted model, not a curated record.
CUGAAUGCUUCCAUCAUCCAUCGUCCAUCCCGCUACCGUAGCUUCAACAGCUUCGUUUCACCCAUGACAUAACAUCGAGAAACGACAACUCAUACCACCCCGAAUGGAAUCAGCGCAAAAUACGCCGGGCUCUUUGAGCUGGCGCCUCAGUUCGCACCCGAUUACUCUGCUGACCUUCCUCGCAUUCCGCAUCUCAUCCCUCCUAGUCUACCUCUUCGGCGUAAUCUUCACCAACAACAUGGUCCUAAUCUUCAUCAUCACGAUCCUCCUCCUCGCCGCCGACUUCUACUACCUCAAGAACAUCGCAGGCAGACGAUUAGUCGGCCUACGCUGGUGGAACGAAGUCGACCCUUCGUCGGGCGACAGCCGCUGGGUAUUCGAGAGCAGCGACCCUGCCACGCGCCAGAUCAACCCGACCGACAGCCGCUUCUUCUGGCUGGCCAUCUACGCGCAGCCCGUGCUAUGGGUUGCGCUCGCCAUCCUCGCCUUGGUUCGACUUAAGUUCAUGUGGUUGCCUCUCGUCGCCAUCGCGCUCACCCUAACCAUCACCAACAGCCUAGCCUUCUCGCGCUGCGACAAGUUCAGCCAGGCCUCCAACCUCGCCGGUAGCGCCCUCUACUCCGGUAACAUCGCCGGAAGCCUCGCCAGCAAUAUGGUCGGUCGCAUCUUCACCUUCGGACGCUCGUAGCCGUGUUCAGUACCUCUUCCCCGAACCAAUUCUCCGCCGCCCACUUAUUCGUUGAGACCGAAGUCGGAUGUUAUUCACAACUGCUAUUAUUACCAAAAGGAAAAGGAGUUUAACUCAAUGUGCCGGGGUAUUUUCAGGGCCAAACUCAUCAGGUUCAGAUACAGAAGGAACUUGAUAGUGUCCUGCGAUGUAUUUUGCGUUUAUUACAGCAAUGCCGGGACGAAGAAGAACCCGCUGUAAUAGUAUGGUAUGACUUAAUGAACUGAGAGCUAGUUAUGUAUCUAGCUAUUUCGAAGGGAGAUUGAUAAAUAUCCUGUCGUACCGAGUGUAUAUAUGUAUCCAGUAAACUACCUACGACCUACCUGACUUCAACCUUAUCCCUCCAAUGGUGAGGCGAACUAAGGUGUUUAGUAGUUACACCAACAGCAGCAGCAGUAGAUUUAGCGAAGCUCAUCGUGCCA